Molecule: messenger RNA, 4638 nt
Organism: Diachasmimorpha longicaudata
Lineage: Eukaryota; Metazoa; Arthropoda; Insecta; Hymenoptera; Braconidae
Gene: Pex23
Product: Peroxin 23
Exons: 4
Coding region: 197-4186 (1329 amino acids)
Cellular component (GO): membrane
Molecular function (GO): carbohydrate binding
Source: RefSeq, a predicted model, not a curated record
CAGCUGAUAGCAUCUGACAGUUGACGCAAAAUCUGGGACAAGUGAUAUUUCAACAAAAACAAUAAUCACCAGUUGUUUACUAAUCGAAUCACUGAUCGAUCAGUCAACCUGGACACAUCUAAGGAUUAGUUGAGGAGAGCAAUGUGCUGAGGAUUUUUCUGGCGUUCCAUGGUAAUCCUCUGAAAAUUAAAAAAUAAUGCCCAGCACGUAUUUAUAUGCGAUAAACAGCGAGGGCCGGGUGUUGGCCCUCUCGAGUUCUGGUAGCAUGUGGCGAGAAUUUAUGUACCUGGGUCUUGAAUUUAAACGUCUCUCGGCGGUCCCUCAUUUCAUGUGGGCCAUCGGAGGUGACCGACAGGUGUACGUCCACGUGCACGGUCUCGAUAUACCGAUUCGAAUAAAAGAGGAGACUUACGAGAAUGAACGGUGGCUUCCACUCGAGGGUUUCAGUGGAAGGCUCUUACCCACUGACAGAUAUAAUUUCUCGAAUAUCGAUGGAACGGUUGAUAGAUCUAGGGACAAAGUGAAAUUGCCGUCGAUGGCAUGGCAAUGGGAGGGGGACUGGCAUAUCGAGACUACUCUUGAUGGACAACCCUUGGACCAUGACGGUUGGACAUACGCCGUUGACUUUCCAGCCACGUACUCCACCAAAAAGCAAUGGAAGUCAUGCGUUCGUCGACGAAAAUGGGUCCGUUAUCGGCGAUAUUCAGCGCUGAACUCCUGGUGCGCCAUAGCCCCCCUUCAUAAAGACCCAACAAAAGAGCCCUUUAUCGAUGUAGCGAUAGGUGGUACUCAGAUCCCCGCUGGUAAUCCCACGAAUUUAUCCGUAUGGGCAGUAACAGCCCACGGACGCCUCAUGUACCGCGUGGGUGUGUCAUCCACCUCCCCCGAGGGCCAGCGUUGGUCUUCCAUAAAGCUUCCCAAUAGCCUGGAAGUAUCUCAAGUCAGUGUAGGUACUUCCGGCCUAGUCUGGUGCGUAUUGACAGACGGAAAAGCCCUCGUUCGCACCGGUAUCGUCCGGGAGAAUCCAAUGGGGGAUGACUGGAGAACUGUUGAUCCACCAGACAAUUUAAAACUGUCUCAAGUCAGCAUCGGAACAGACGCUCUCUGGGCGGUAUCCCAAGACGACUCCGUCUGGUUCCGGAAGGGAAUCAAAGGAGAGAUGAGUGGCAUCUGUGAACAGCUGGCAACGGGGACCGGAUGGGUUGAGAUGCCAACCAAGAUGGCCAUGGUUUCCGUAGCUCCGAAUGAUCAGGUCUGGGGUAUUGGUCUCGAAGAUCGGUGUCUCUAUUACAGAACUCACAUAUCCACCUCAGAACUCACUGGCAAGAAAUGGAGACCCAUCACGGCGCCACUUCAGCUGUCAAGAGCCAGCUCCAAUGCAAGUCUGUCGUCGAAUCGUCACAGUAUGUGCGGAACUCCCCAACAACAGCGGCAUCAGAGCUGGAGUUCACUGAAUCGUCCCCAGAGCACUGGAGACGCCACUGCCCUGAUCAGAGACUGGGAGGAGCAAUCAAGAUCAGCACCAACUGCGACCUCCUUGAAGACAUGGGAGAAGGCAGACAGACCAAAAGCCUUUCAGGAGACUUUUCCAGGGGAUGAUAAGACGAAAUCAUCAACUUCUGUGGAGUCAAAUGAUCUUACUGAUUCUUCUGGUAACAUCACGAUCUCAAACGAAUCACUAUCUCAUUCUGGGGAAAGCACGAUCGUCUCCGGGAAGGGAAUGGGGAGCACUGUGAAGGUGAAUCCAGCCGCAUGGUCCCCGGUUCACUCGGUGGGUUCGAUGGUUGGAGUGGAGGCGCAUCCAGAAACCGAUGGAAGCAUUUUUGAUCCAGAUUUGACCGGUGAAUCGGGGAUUUUUGGGGAAGAUGAUAGCACUGCUGCUAUGUAUUGGGCGGAAUGCGAUGUUCUCUGGUGUAAGGUUGAAGCAGGUGCCUGUUUCGUUAAUCCCAGCAAUCCUCCCAAGUGGAUCAGCGAUGGACAACACUCAAAUGCCAGUGAAAUUUCGGAAAGCUGGAGGAUUAGAAUUCUUGAAGAACUGAGGACCAGGCAAAGAAAUAUAGAAUCAGCUGUUUGUGACUUAUCAACGUAUGAAAAGGCUAUUGAACGGUCGUCAUGGGUCAAGAAUGGAGACGCGAGGUGUCGAUUGAAGGGCAACAGCAACUUUGAGGAUUGUGUCAUCGAACUGGAAUGGAUCAGCAGUGACACAGGUGCCUUGGACGCUGGUACCUUCACCAUUCUCAAUUCUGAUGGAGCCACAACUGUUCUCCAAUUUCCCGUGUCCGAGAUUGUCGCUGUCAUUAGCUGUUCUGAACCUGGUGCACCGAGACUAGCUAUCCACACUCCUAAACUACCAAAGUCGAAAGUACUGAGACUGCAAUUCUCCAGUGAUACAGAAAUGGAGGAUUGGUUAGGGCAUUUGACAUCUGUCACCUGCAAGAUGAAUAACGUAUACUCAAGACCUGGUCCUAGGUCGAUCUGGACGACAACCGCUUUGGGGGACGUUUACGUUUAUGAUCCUGUAAUAGCUGAAGGUAAUCAGAUGCAUGAGGGAACUUAUUCACAAGAGCUAGAAGUCCAAGGAAGGGACCUUCCGUACGAGACAAUCUUGCAUAACGGUUUCGGCCCCGGUAGUUCGCUUCUCAUAUCCGUUUGCUGCCAUGAUGACGCCGAUCGUCUUGCCUUUAACUUCGUUUCACACAUGGCUUUUGGUAAAAAGGCUACGGAGUCCCAUGACGUGGCCUUCCACUUCAAUCCUCGAUUAAACGAGAACAUCAUUGUCAGGAAUACUUACGAGAAUGGCCAAUGGGGGGAUGAGGAGAGAUCAGGUGGGUCUCCCCUAAAGCCUGGAUCAGACUUUUCAUUAAAGAUCGUCUGCGAAGAGAGGAAAUUUAGGAUCUUUAUCAAUGACCAGGAGUUCACGUCUUACUGCCACAGAAUACAUCCAGGGGGGAUCACCCAUCUCAGGAUAAAGGGUCUGAUGACCCUUCACAAAAUCCUGUAUUCGUCGAAAGAAGUUAUCAUCGAGCCUGUGUCCAUGUUCUGGAGAUUAAUGGGUGGGCAUUUACGAAAGGUGGAGACCUGCCCUUCCGGUAUAACCUGGGGUCUUGGAUACGAUCAUACUGCCUGGGUGUACACCGGUGGUUGGGGUGGAUCUGUCCUGAAGGAGCUAGGCUCCAAUGGAGACAUCAAUCCCAUGACUGACGUACAAAACUACUUUGUUUACGAGAACCAGAGAUGGAACCCGGUGACCGGAUACACCUCCCACGGGCUUCCUACCGACAGAUACAUGUGGAGUGAUGUGACAGGCAAGCACAAGCGAACCAGGGAACACACAAAGUUAAUGUCAAGCCGUUGGAAAUGGAUUUCCGAUUGGAUCGUCGACUUUCAUACCCCCGGGGGUGUCGACAGAGAUGGCUGGCAAUAUGCCACGGACUUUUCAAGUUCCUACCACGAGAAAAAGAACUUCACAGACUACGUGAGACGUAGGAGAUGGUUUCGACGAUGUCAGCUGAUGACUUCAGGGCCUUGGAAGGAAGUCGGCAACACGAAGAUCGUGGAUAUCAGUCUAUUCGAUAAGGGUGAGGGUGAUGGUGUAGAGGUCUGGGCAAUCGCUGCCAAUGGGGAGACUCUUUACAGACGAGGGGUCACUGAGUCAUGCCCGAUGGGUGUCUCCUGGGAACACAUCCCCUCCGACCAAGCGCUAAUUGGAAUAUCCGCCGGGCCGAUGGCACAAAUUUGGGCAGUAGGAAAAAAUGGCAGCUCCUAUUGGAGAUUCGGUAUUUCCACGGCGAAACCCACGGGGGAGGUGUGGGCCAAUGUAGAACCACCACCUGGUGCUCAGUUGAAACAGAUUUCCGUUGGAAAAGGGGGCAUUUGGGCGCUGGAUAGCAGUGGACGACUGGCUGUGAGAAAGGAAAUACAGCCAGGUGUCUUCCCGGAGGGGACACACUGGCAGGUGCUACCGGCCAUGCCAAAUGACCCCAUUCACAUUGAUCAGGGAGUCAUCAAUGCCAAGCAAGGCUUCAGGAUGGUAGCUGUUUCUAAGAUAGAGAGGCAGGUCUGGGCUGUGUCCGGAGCGGGGAUUCUUUGCCGGAGGAUUGGAGUUACUGAGGAGAAUCCAGCGGGGACUGGAUGGACUACUGGCAUUGGUGCAAACUGGCAGCACAUCACUGUUGGUGGACUCUAAUCGCAAUCCUUAAAGCCAAAUAUCGUAAACCGUUGAAAUAAAAUAUCACAGUAUUUUCUCAAUCCUAAAAAUAAUAAUGAAAAGCUUAAAUUUCAAAGUAUCAGAAACACGGCCUGAACCUUAGAAUCACUAGUCAAUGAUUAAUCAUGUUGUUUUUUAAAGACUAUGUAUUUUUCCCCGUUUUCAAUGGGCAAUCAACAUAAGCUGCUGUUAGACGAACUAAUCAUGCUUUUUUUUAUUUUAUAUAUUUUUUGUGAUAUUGAAGACAUUCCCGUGAUGAUAUAUCACGCGACUUUUAAUUCCUAAAUACUAUUAUUUUUGUACAAUUGCCAUGAGAGUGACAUUAAUUAAUAGGGAAAGGAGGGGAGAUACAAAAUAAUUAUUACAGCCAUUUAUACUAUGUAUGUACAGUGAGAGUUAAAAUACUGAAUAAAUUACGCUCAAAUGUGAAA